Messenger RNA from Penicillium cinerascens, 1119 nucleotides. Its product is annotated as MYG1 family protein. The record is from RefSeq and is a predicted model, not a curated record. Lineage: Eukaryota; Fungi; Ascomycota; Eurotiomycetes; Eurotiales; Aspergillaceae. Bases 1 to 1119 code for a protein of 372 amino acids. Gene Ontology annotation, cellular component: nucleus; cytoplasm. The transcript is spliced from 2 exons.
AUGCUUCGCUUCCGUCGCUGGUUCAAUAUGGCCGAAACUGCUGCUAAGAAGCUCAAGACCUCGUCCCCCUUGAUUGGGACUCAUAGUGGUCACUUCCACGCCGAUGAGGCCCUGGCGGUCUACAUGCUUCGCCUGCUCCCCACCUACGCCUCUUCUCCGCUGGUGCGUACCCGCGACCCGGCUCAGCUAGAGACAUGCCACACCGUGGUCGACGUUGGUGGCGUGUACGACGCUGCCAUCAACCGCUUUGAUCACCACCAGCGCACCUUCUCCACCACCUUCCCCAAGCACAACACCAAGCUCUCAUCUGCUGGUCUAGUGUACAUGCACUUUGGCCGUGCCAUCAUUGCCCAGCACAUGUCCCUGCCCGAGGACCAUGCCGAUGUCGACCUCCUCUACGAGAAGCUUUACACGGACUUUGUCGAGGCCAUUGAUGCCAAUGACAACGGUAUUUCCGCCUACGACCCCGCCGCGGUUUCUGCUGCCAACCUGGAGAAGCGCUUUAAGGAUGGCGGAGUCACUCUCGCUUCCAUUGUCAACGACAUGAACAACCCGGACCCCACCAGCCCGCCGGGUGAGCCCCAGGACGAGGAUAGUCUGUUCGGCCGGGCCAGCACACUCAUCGGCAAUGUCUUCGCCCGCAAGCUUCACCACGCCAGCUCCUCGUGGCUCCCGGCCCGCACCACCGUUGGAGCUGCGUACCAGGCGCGCACCGACGCCCAUUCCUCCGGCCGCAUUCUCGUGUUGCCACAGGGUGGUGUUCCCUGGAAGGAGCAUCUGUACAACUUUGAGAAGGAUGCUUCAAACGGCAAGGAGAUUGAUCGUGCGGCGCAGGUCUACUACGUUCUUUAUCCCGAGAGCGCCGCCGAAGACUCCAAGUGGCGCGUGCAGUGUGUCUCUGUGUCUGAGAGCAGCUUCGAGUCCCGGAAGCCCCUGCCCGAGGCCUGGCGCGGUGUCCGCGAUCAGGACCUGGAUGGUGUCAUGGCUUCCGAGGCCGAGAAGGCCGGUCAGUCCAAGCUCCCCGCGGGCGCAAUCUUCGUGCACGCCAGCGGUUUCAUUGGCGGUCACCAGACCCGUGAGGGUGCCAUGGCCAUGGCUGUGCGAAGCCUUGAGCAAUGA